Molecule: messenger RNA, 1334 nt
Organism: Chanos chanos (milkfish)
Lineage: Eukaryota; Metazoa; Chordata; Actinopteri; Gonorynchiformes; Chanidae
Gene: tnfrsf1a
Product: tumor necrosis factor receptor superfamily, member 1a
Exons: 10
Coding region: 149-1324 (391 amino acids)
Biological process (GO): inflammatory response; signal transduction
Cellular component (GO): membrane raft; signaling receptor complex
Molecular function (GO): tumor necrosis factor receptor activity; tumor necrosis factor binding
Source: RefSeq, a predicted model, not a curated record
AUUUGGAGUUUAAUAUAGGCUGUCUAAAUCAUAUUCGACUCCCAGGAAACAAGACAGGAUAUGUCUACAUGUUGGAUACCAGAAUACUGAGGUCACUGUGUUUCAUUCUGGUCCGACGGAGUAACGACGCAAAGUCUAGAAUGUCAGUAUGGAGAACAGGCGCGAGCUAGGAAUGCAAAGGGGAAAAGCACGGCUCUACGUGGUGUUUCUAACGAUUCUUUUCGCCCAAUCAACUGGCGCGAUAGCGGUGGGCUCGUGUAAAGACAACGAGUACUAUAGGAAUGAUACGGGCUCUGGCUUCUGCUGUGACAAGUGCCCUCCAGGUUACAGGUUGAAGGAGCAAUGUCCUGGCGAGGGACAGCGGUCCGUGUGUGAGAAAUGUGAAGCGGGGUAUUUUCUAGACAAGCUGAACUACUUCGGGAAUUGUUUCCGAUGUAAAAGAUGCAAAGAUUUAGAGUUGGAAAUUUCACCCUGUGAACCCCACAGAGACAGAGUGUGUGGCUGUAAGUUAGAAUUUUACACGAAGAACAAUGAGUGCAAACGCUGCACCAGAUGUGGACCUGGCCAGAAAAAGAUUGGAGGAUGUACUGGAGCAAAUGACACAUUGUGUGUGUGUGAGGACAACCACUACCCCAUCAGCAGCAGAUACUGCAGACCUGUAGGAAAUUUCAGUGGCUGUCCAUACCCUUCACCAUCUGAGACAACCUCAGUUGUCCAACCCAGUGAACCCAUUCCGAGCACACGGCCAAAAAAUUCUCAAGGUCACAUUGGAAUGGUAAUCGCAUUGAUAGGGCUCGGACUUGGUACAGUCUUCGCCUUGGCUCUCGCCGGCUAUUGCACAAUCAAACGCUUUCAGAAGCAGAUUAAAUCCCUCUUCCGCCCAGAGAAGCCCCGCGUCCCUGAAUCUAGCACCGAGAUCCUCAUCAGUGAACCCAGUUCGAAUGAAAGAGUUUGCAGCGUUCCUGUCCCUGCCCUGCCGCCUGAGACGGAAACUUCAAGGAAACUCCCAGACUGUGUGCCGAGACCGAUCAAAACUCACCAAUUUAUAUACUCAGUUCUGGAUGUGGUUCCGGUGGGGCGGUUUAAGGAGCUUGUCCGACACCUCGGUGUCACCGAGCAGGACAUUGACCGGGCAGAGCGGGACAACAGAACUUUCAAGGAGGCCCAGUACCAGAUGCUUAAAGUUUGGGCCGACAGCUCGAAUGGAGGAGGGUCCAACAACCUGCCUCGCCAGCUUUUCCAGGAACUGAUGGAAACGCUGAGGGAAAUGGGUCUAUGUGCUUGUGCGGAACAUAUAGAGAAGAGUUACAGCACCGAGGAUUAAACACACACAC